Charadrius vociferus (killdeer) is the source of this 914-nucleotide messenger RNA. RefSeq names its product hydrogen voltage-gated channel 1 (gene HVCN1). Lineage: Eukaryota; Metazoa; Chordata; Aves; Charadriiformes; Charadriidae. Gene Ontology annotation, biological process: proton transmembrane transport. The record is from RefSeq and is a predicted model, not a curated record. Gene Ontology annotation, cellular component: plasma membrane. The transcript has 5 exons. The coding region runs from base 31 to 750 and encodes 239 amino acids. Gene Ontology annotation, molecular function: voltage-gated proton channel activity.
GGCAGGGUGAUGCCAGCCUGAUCCAGAGCCAUGUCCAGAUACCUGAAGCACUUCACAGUGGUGGGGGACGACCCCGUGCAGUGGAGCAACGACUAUCAGAAGUGGGAGGAGGAGGAGGAAGCUGGGGAGAAUGGGGAGAAGCAGCCGGAUUCGGAGAUCAAGCUGGAGCCCACCAGGAGCCGUGUCUCCUUCCAGGACAUGAUGAAAAAGCUCUUCAGUUCCCACAGGUUUCAGAUCCUGGUUGUCUGCUUGGUCAUCCUGGAUGCCUUGCUGGUCCUCGGGGAAUUGCUCAUGGACUUGAAAAUCAUCCAUCCGGACAAAUAUAAUAUAACCCCAAAGGUUUUCCACUACCUCUCCCUUUCCAUUUUAACCAUCUUCCUGGUUGAGGUAGGGUUUAAAGUCUUUGUCUACCGCCGGGAGUUCUUCCACCACAAGUUUGAAGUGCUGGACGGGAUCGUCGUCAUUGUGUCCUUCAUCCUCGACGUUGUCCUCAUCUUCCGGGAGCACGAAUUUGAAGCUGUUGGGCUCCUGAUACUCCUGCGGCUGUGGCGCGUGGCCAGGAUUAUCAACGGAAUAAUUUUAUCGGUAAAGACCCGCUCUGAACAACAAGUGUCCAAGCUAAAGCAAGCAAACCUGAAACUUGCAACAAAGGUUGAACAACUGGAAAACAGCUGCGCAGAGAAGGAGCAAGAAAUCGAGAGGCUUAACAAGAUAUUAAAACAGCACGGACUCCUCAGCGAGCAAAAAUAGGAGGCCGGUCUUCUGAGGUGGAGAAGUCUGCCCCGGAGAACGCAGUGUCGAUAUCUACCGGUUCAACCUGAAAGGUUUUCCUGUCUCUUUGCUUUCUCUUGUAUAGUGUUGUCUAUAAACAUUUUCUAUUUGCCCACACUUUGAUUAGAUCUUGGGAUCGCAAA